Messenger RNA from Brassica rapa (field mustard), 9362 nucleotides. RefSeq lists its product as uncharacterized. Gene Ontology annotation, molecular function: protein binding; protein phosphatase regulator activity. Lineage: Eukaryota; Viridiplantae; Streptophyta; Magnoliopsida; Brassicales; Brassicaceae. Gene Ontology annotation, cellular component: protein phosphatase type 2A complex. The record is from RefSeq and is a predicted model, not a curated record.
GCUAGAGCUUCAGAGACAGCCGCCAUAGCCACGGACAAGACGCACUUCCUUGCUUGACACAGGUUCUGAUUUUUAAACCGGCAAGGUUUACGUUAAAAUUGCUUUUUAUUACUAGAGAUUCGAGAGUUUAUUCCCUUUGUUCAAGGAUUUAGUCUGGUAUUUUAUCCCUUCUCUUUUUCAUAAACUUAUGGAUUCUACUUUGAUUCGUUCCACUUUUUAUUUAACCAUGUCUUAUAGUAGGUUUAUUGUUAGGUUGUGAAAUUUUCAAUGCAUGCAUAAUAUGUCAUUCUUAUAUAUAAUUGACCGUAAUAGGUUUAAGUUAUUCACCUUUAUUUUUUGUUUGAGAACAACGACAAAUGCUACAUCUUAAUAUAUGAACCAAAAUUUGGUAAGUUAUGCAUUGUAUUUGUAACCAACGAAAGUUGAGUUGAAGAGUAUAGUAAACCAUUUUAACUUAAUCGACCUCAUGGAUAUACAUAUACAUUUCGUAAUAACAAUUGAAAGUUUGAAUUAUUAUUUUUUUUGAAUGAAUGUAAAAUUUAUUCAAACCAAAAAAACUUAUUUACAUCAAGUCCAUCAGUUUUUCUUUGUAUUUAAAGAAUCAACAAGAAUACUAUAAAUAAAAGAAUUUAUCCAGCUCCUCCAUUUGUUUCUUGUAUCCAAAAACAAGUGCUCAAUCCUUCAUCAAGAUACUUCUGGCCCUUUUUUUUCACUGAAAGCAACAUGAGUCUCAUUGUCUUGUCCACAAACCUGAUCAAGCAGCUAGUAUCUUGUGGAUGUUCUCCAUGCCUUCUAGCAUUGCGUUCUCUCCAGAUUGUGUGCAUUGUCGCUUGUAGAGCAUACCGAAAGAUAAAAGUCUUUGUUGGGGUGAGUCUCGGGUUGGACAUGAGCAGUUUGAGCGCAUUCCAGUCUGUGGUGAAAUCGUCGAGCAAGAGACCUCCAAUCAGCCUUCUCCAUAUAUGUCUCGAGUAUUGACAAUCAAAGAAAAAAUGGCAACAAGAUUCAUGCUCUUCAUUGCACAAAACACAAAUUGUGUUGAUUGCGACGUUCCAAUGUUGCAUUUUAUCAGCUGUUUGAAGUCUGUCUCGAAUAGCUACCCAAUGAAAGUUUGAAUUUAUUGAGUUGUUAAGUAUAGUGAUUGGAACCACGAGAAUUAAAAUGUCAUAUAAACGUAUUUUGAAUUUAAGAACCUAUUCAAUGAACCUUGAGUAUCAUUUAAGCAUGUUUAUGGUAUUUUUUGCUAAAAACGUUAAUAUCAUAUAAAUGAAAUGUUAGGUGGUUGCAAAAUGAACACCUAAGGUUACAAGCUUCCAUGGUAAAAAAGAAUAAAAACAUGGGAAGCUAGAAGGAUGUGAACAAAUCAACUAAGCUAAACAGCCAAGUUAUGGACUUUACAAGUCUUUCAUCGCUUCACCUUUUUUACUGCACUAAGAGUCGCGUUCUUAUAGUUAUUUACUUUUCUUGCAUCAAAAAGGCUCACAAAUCUUUGCUUUGAUCUAUUUAACUCAAGUUUUAAAAAUUUAAGUGUAGAUUCCGCAAUUUUCAGUGGAUUGACACCAUAAUACUACAUAUUUUACUGCACACUGUUGGGCUCAAGACCGAGUUAAGAUAGAAUAUGGUCAUAUAAUCUAAUAGCUGAACCAAAAAGAUUACGUUAUCCAAACCAGUAAAUGUGAUAUGUUCCUUAUGAGGCAUUGAGGCUUAUUCCUUUUAUUUAUAGAUGAAACUUGUGCGUCUCCUCCCCUUAAAUUGACUCGAAUAAUAGGUGGAAUUCUUUCUCGGACCUGAACUAGGAAUUUUCAUCUGCCGUGCUGCAUGACUAAUCAUGUGGCAUCCGGUUUGGUCGAUCUUAUCCUUUCUAACCAUGUGCGCGCGGGUCGUAGUACAGUCCAUGCAAAAACAAUUCCAAAACUAACAUACCUCUUGUAAUCUAAAUUAAUACAACGUAUAUUUAUAUUUUUAGAUGAAUAUUAUUUUUAGGCUUUUAGCUGCAGAAUAAUAUUAUAAUAUACGAAAUCUUGUCAAACAAAAAAUAAUAAUUAUGUAAAUACUAUGACAAAGAUACAACCCUGACCCCAAAAAAGUAAUGAAUUAUUAGCCCAACCUAAGGAUUGAUCACAUGCAGAAUCUUAUCAUAAACUCUACUUAAUUACCCAAAUCUUAAUAUCUUAUCAAUUAACUUUUCAACUAACAAGAUAUUGAUACCCGUAUCUCAAUCUUUAAUCACGUAUUAAUCAUUAACUACAACUAAAUCCACGAGUAAACAAUUUGGCCAGUAAGGAUGUUCAUGGAAAUAAAAAAUAUUUGGCCAGUAAGAGAUAUGUGUCGUAUAUAUCCGAAAUUUUGUAUGUUCGCUGUUUUUAUCAAAUGACAUUUUGUAAGCUUGGACCCAAUCGCAAACUCGAUGAUAGUCAUGGUAUAAAAGAAUACUACUACAAAAGUCACCUAAGUUAUACUCUGUAGAAUUAAUCUGCGUAAUUUCGUUAUUAUGUUUUCGUCAAAAAGUUGUUUUAUGGUAUAUUGUCAUGGUAUAUAACUAUAUAAUAUGUCUAUUAAAAUUGACCCGUCCAAGGAAUAAGUCAGCAGAACCCAGCAAUUGCAUGGGACUCGAGACAGUAGCCAUUAGUAGUUUUUCUCUUAGUUAAUUAGCAUAAUAUUGUAGUUAGCUUGCAUGGUACAAUUAGUCGUAGCACCUUUUUGAGCGUCAAGAUAGUAUUAAUUAGCCUAUUAGGCUUCGUGGAACGAAGAAACCGAAGUUUUUUUAGGAACAACUCUUGUUUACUAUAUCGAUAAAAUAACCUAUUCCAGCUAUACAUAUUGGUCAUCACGAGUACUGGUCAUCACUGAAUAUAAAAUACUAAUUUCAAUAAUAUUUCGAACUCAUCCACCUAUAUAGAAAAGUAUUGAACUCAACUCCAUAACAAAUUCAAACUCAACCACAAAACAACAUUUAUAUUUAGUUUCAAAAAAAAAAACAACAUUUAUAUUUUUGUAAGUUCCGUUUAGAAGGAAAAUAAAGCUCCUUUGACCCCGGCCCAAAAGAAAAAAAAAACUCUUCAACAAAAUAUUUUGUGAAAAACAACCGAGUCUUUCUUGGUAAUAAUCAACUACGCUAUUGCAUCAAACGUUUAAAAUUUGACAAAUAAUUAAAAGAACAAGAUCUUUAUAACUUAUUCAUUCUGAAAACUUUCACAACACUCUCCUUUUCGAAAAUUUAAAUAAUAAAACUAAAAAGAUAGGGUUCCAUUAGAAAAGGUACACCAACUCGAAACAUUCCACGUUCAAGAUGUAUCCACCAUUAGCCUGUAAUAAACUAAUAAUCACCUUUAUUCAUAAUCACUGGUUAUAAUUAUUAACUUCAUGGUUCAAUUAUUUGCAUGAAUCAUUCUCAUGACGAAGAUACGAGUUAGGUUUGGUACCGUAUAACAAAACAAAAUGCAGAUUUCUGGGCAAUUAAACAAUUAAUUGGCCACCAAAUUACGUGCUACCAAUCAAAUCUCUUCAGAUUUGAACAGUAUCAUCUAAUGGUUCCCGAAUCACAAAAUAAAGGUAGCUAGUGGCCGCAUUAUGUUACUUGUAAAUUUUUUCAUUUUUCAUUUUUCAUUUGUAUUUAGAAUAUAUGUUCGAAUUAGUAGUUUCUUAAUCAAGGUAUAUAUAUUAAUACUUUUUGUUAAAAGUUAUUUCAGAAUUUAAAAUUUUACACUAAUAAAAUUUCACAUCUGAAAACUUUAAUAUAGAUUUCUUACAAUUUAAAAUAAUUAUUAAUAACAUUUAAUCGAUUUAUGUUUCUACUUUGAAAAUUAAAUAUCGAAACAAUUUAGUAUUAAGAGAUUCACUUGAAAAUGAUGGUGUUCUUGUAGUUUUCAUCCAAAUUCCAAUGAACCAUUUAGUCAAAUGUAAAUGUAUUGUAUUUGUACCUAUAAAAUUUUUGUGUAUGCCUACACAAGAUAUAGAAGAAUGUGCGUUCCUACUAGCUGGGGAAGAAAUAGUUGUCAUAAUAAAGUUUUCAAUUGUUUUUAUCUUUCUUUCCUCUAUAAACAUUUCUCAAUGCUUUUAAAAUCUAAUCAAAUUUUUAACUAUACAUCAACGAAUAUCAUGUACUGUUCAGACAUUUAAACAUAAUAACUAUAUAAGCACGUAUCUUCGACGACUAAUGUUUUAUAACAUUAAUCAUCUCUCUCUCCCUCUCUCUUUCCGCCAUUUUUUUUGCUAAAUACAUUCCGCCAUUGUUGGUGAACAAGUUCAGUUUUAGUCCAAACUACAGUCAAGAUUGCUGGUUCGUGUUCUUACCUAUAUAUCAUAUUAUUUUUCAAUAUUUUCCUUUAGAUCUACAUAAUAUAUAGUCUUGUAUAUUCUUGUGUUUUUUCUAUAUACAUGAAAAAAAGAUAUAUAGGUAUGAAACCAAACGCAUGUAUUUUGCCUUUACAUAGAAAAGUGUACAAAUUAAGAAUGAAAACCACAUUAUAUAUUAUAAGUACAUAAGCAAUUGAUGAAUGUAAUGUUAAUUCAUUGCUUGUUGAAACUUGAAAGAACUACAAUGUAUUUAAGCAAAAAAAGAAGAAGAAGAACUACAAUGUACCUCUGCUUCUUAUCUAUUGACUCCGUAAUCCCAACGCGACCAAGCUUCUAGGUUCAAUAUCAUUUCUUACUAUUUUCAUCAUGAUCAUUGUUGUCAUAUUUUGGAACCAGUAAACCAACAACUCGAUUCUUUCAGAAUUUUAAAUUCAAAACUUUCCAGUCCUUGUUACAUCAUGCGAUCAUCGUAUCAGAUAAUGCCCAAAAUGUAGCAAUCUUGAUGGUCUCAGAAUAUAUAAUGAUUCCGUCCAAAGAUCUCCCUGAUUAAUUUUCUCCUCGUCCUGUAACACGAAAAUCAAAACGAUUUAUCCACACGUGUACAUUUUCUAAGAGCAUUUUCAUUCAUUUUUUUAAUUUUUGCUUCAUUUUUUGCUCCAUUAGUGCUUCAUUUUUUUUUUCUUUAUUUUUUGAAGAAUUGAAUAGUAAAAAAUGAAUCACUAUUGGAGAUGUUCUUAGAAAAUGUGAAAAAUACUAUUCACUUCUUCAUUUUUGAAGAUACAUUUUUUAACUACAGAUUGGUUUCUCAACUUUAACUUAUUCUUAGUUUUUACUUAAAUAAACUAUAAAAGUUAAUAUUACCAACUUACUUUUAAAGUUUUUAUUAUUAUUUUUAUUCAAUCAAUUUAAAAUAUUAAAUAUACUAGAAACAUGUUUUUUUACUAAUAUUUAGAUGAAACACAAUUACAUAAAUAAUAUAGAAACUCAAAGACUUGAUAAACAUCAAUUUAAAUAUAUAAAUAAAAACUUAGCACAUCAUAAACUAACACUUAAUAAUCUGGUAAAUUAUUUUUAGAUUCACUAAGAUUGUUAAAAUAUUGUCCAAAUGAAGUGGCUGAUUGAGAAGGCUGUUGAGCUUGUUGUUGUUCACUCAUUUCUAUUAAAAUUCGAAUUUGCUCAGAUUGAAUGUAUGCACGAACAUUAGGACUUUAUAUGGAGUUCAAAUCACGAAAUAAAAUUUUGUCUCUUCUUUAAACUUUUUCAAAGCAUAAUUCUUGUUUUGAAUCUUCAAAUGUUGCUAUCUUUGUGCGCUUGUUUUUUCUUAUUUCUCUAAUAGUUUUUUAUUUCCUUCUUCCAAGGUAUUAAUAACAAGCGAUACCAUUGGAGAUGUGUACUAAUUAUAUUGUAUGAUAAUAUUUAUUUAAUAUUAAUUAGCAAUUGUGGUGAAAUAUUAUUAAAAUAAAAUAUUUGGGUAAAAUUAGUAAAUUAGCAAAAGUAAAAGAUGCUUUUGAUAAAUAAUGAUAAAACAAAAAAAUAAUAUACUUAAAAUAUUCCUUUUUGAAGAAAAAAUAAAGUAAACUAUUGAAAAACAUGCUUCUUCAUUUUUUGAAAAUCUUCAUGUUUUGAAGAAAAAAAUAAAGUUUACCAUUGGAGAUGCUAAUAGUUCAUUUCACUAUUUUACUUAAAGUUACUUGUCGGAAAAAGAUAAGUAUAUAAAAUAAUAGAAUUUAAUUAUAUAAAUUAUGAAAUCAUAAGUUUAUUUUAUACUCUAUAUAUAUAUAUCAAAUAUAUAACUUUUGUUUGUAAUUCAUAUUCCAUCCAAUUUUUAUAUAAUAUCAAAAAUGAUAAACAACCUUAAUAUCAAUCUUAUUUGAUAUUCAAGUUAGAAAAUUAUGAAGAUAAUAUGAUAUAUAUGUAGAUGAUGAUGGGUCAUCAACUUCUUUAUAUAUAUAUAUAACUCACAAAGAAAAUAAAUAAAAGUGUAUUAGUUACAUAAGAGAAAAAGAGAAAAACAAAUUUCCAAAAAAAAAAAAGAUAAAAACAAAACAUCUUUAUUUCUUUGUUUGCAAGAGGACAAACCGAUGUCAGGAGAAAUAAUGGUACGAAUCUUCCAAGAAAAUGAAAUGUCUUCCAUAUAGUGUAAUAAUAAUACUCAAAACAGAGCCAAUGCACUGUCUUUUACUUUUCUUAUAGGAUCAUAAAUGUUAAAAAAUCUAGGGUAGACAAAUAUACGUUUACAAAGAUUUAUAUAUAUAUAUAUAUAUAUAUUACUCACCAUUGCAUAAUUUUUUAAUUGAAAUAUUAAAAAUAAAACAAGGCAAAUAUCCCACUCAAAGAUUAUACGUUUACAAAGAUUUUUUUUUUUUUGCUGUUAAAAAAAAAAGCAAGGCAAAUAUUAUAUCCCACUCAAAAAUAUAUUCCGAAAACUACAGUGAAUUAAAAAAUUCUAAACUACACGAGUUUUCAUAAUUUUGAAUUAUUUAAAACUUUAACAUAAUUAUGACAUAAAAAUAAUAUUGGUUAAAAACUAUUAUGACAUGUUUUUAUUAUAAAAUGGCUUAAGUUCUUUUAGUUAAAAUCUAAAAAAAUAACUAAAAUUUAUUAUUAGUUCACAAAAAAAACUAAAAAAAUAUUAAAAUAAUGUAUUAAUAUAAUUAAAAGUAAGAAACUUUGAUGCUCUUUUAACUCUGGGAUUUGUCGACAAUCGGCUCUUCUCGUCUGUUCUGCACACCAAACACGAAUCUGAUCCAAAAGGUUAACACUUUAUUAUCGCCGUUUGUGUGCAGAGACAUAACUCGAAACCAGAACACAACAGUAAAAGAGUCUGAGAGAUUGGUCGGGUAGGGAGGGAAAGAGGUUUUAAUUGUCUCCUGUCUCCUUUCUCGCGGCCACUUCGCCGCCAAGCCUCUGAUUGGGCCGCCAUUGAUGAACCCAGCCAGACCCAGUCACAGACAUAACGUGAAUGUUCUGUCCAUUUCAAUCUUCCCUUUAUAUUAUUAUAUCUCACACGGAGACACUUAAAAAAAAAUAACAAACUUUAUUCUCUUGCUGGAUCUUGAAGAUACCAAAACUCAAAACCCGACCCAGUUCCUCGUCGGCUAAAAACAUCGUUUGACUUCUUGUUUUGUUGCGUCAUUGCUUCUUACGGAGUCAAAGGUUGGAACAUUGAGGGAUUCACGGUCCGUGAACCGUGUGGAAGCUACAAGAAGAGGUUCUAUAAAGAAAAAAGAAACAAGCUUUUCAGUUAUUUGUUGUGAUUGAGAUGAAGAGUGUAGAAGUUGAUGAUGAGUUCUUUGAUUCAUCUGAUGUUUUGUCCGUUGGACAAGUAGAGGAAGAAGAGUUUCAAGUUUGGUCGUGUGAGCCGGUUAGUGUUGAGGAACGUCGUCAACGGUUCCUCAAGAAAAUGGGUCUACUUGAGGAGGAGAAGGAGAGGAUAAAUGAUGACAGCGACGAGGUUACUACUAGCUCCUCAGAGUCAUCGUGUGGUGAGUGUUGCGUUAGGGAAGAGAACUACGGAUCAACCAAUUCAAUGUCUGAUGAGGAAGAGAAUGAAUCAGAACAAACCUCAAUGUCUAAUGCUUGUUCAAGUCCAUCUCCGAGUUUGAGAAAAAAGAUGACUGCAAAUAAAUGGUUAUUCGAGUGCUUCGUGGGAGAGCGUGAAUACAAGCCCAAGGAAGAAGUGAUGAUGAGCAAAGUGAAAGUGAAGACUAACAAGAAGAGUCAUGUGGAGUUAUCCGCAGCGUACAAGGUGCAAGAGAUUAAUGGACACAAAGGGAAGAUUUGGGCGUUGAAGUUUAGUCCUGACGGUAAGUUCUUAGCAACGGGAGGGGAAGAUGGAGUUGUGAAGAUAUGGAGAAUCACGUUAUCAGCUUCUUUCGUCGGACAGGAGCUAAUGAGGGAACAAGAAGCGUUGGUUAUGUUCCCUAACAAAGCUUUUUAUCUUGAGGAAACACCGUUUCAAGAACUCUAUGGUCAUACCGGUGAUGUCUUGGACUUGGCAUGGUCAGACUCAAAUUUACUUCUUUCAGCUUCUAAAGACAAGACAGUUCGGUUAUGGAGAGUUGGUUGUGAUGAGUGUCUUCAUGUCUUUCAUCAUAACAACUACGUGACGUGUGUUCAGUUCAACCCUGUGAACAAGAACAACUUCAUAAGCGGUUCCAUAGAUGGCAAAGCUCGAAUCUGGGGCUUAUCUGAACAGAGAGUCGUCGCUUGGACCGAUGCUCGUGACUCCAUUUCUGCAAUCUGUUACCAACACAACGGCAAUGGAUUCGUCGUUGGUUGCAUCACCGGAGAUUGCAGGUUCUAUCGAAUCUCAGGUGACGAAGUGUUAACGGAGGAGCAGAUUCAUAUCAGGGGGCGAAACAGCAUCACCGCCGUGGAGUUUUGUCCUGGAAGCUCCGAGAAAGUUAUGGUAUCUUCAGACGACUCGAAGCUCCGGAUCUUUGAUAGAUCACAGAUCCUUCACAAGUUCAAAGCUUCGGCGAAGUUUGGGAAACAAUCGUCGGCGUCGUUUGUUUCUUCCGCCGGGAAACAUAUUUUAUCAGUGCGACGAGGCCACGGUGUCUUCCUCUGGGAUAACGAUGGCUUUCCGGCGAAGAAACAAGCGACGACGUCGCGCUCUUUCGAGUAUUUUAACUCGCCGGGCGUUUCCGUCGCGGCGGCUUGGUCUCCGACGGGAAAGGAAGUGUCGGUCGUGGCCGGAGAAGAGGACGAAUCUCGGAGAGCGUUGAGACAGAUUCAGAACUCCGGGAGAUUGUCUCGCUCCUCUCGUGUGACCGCCACGUGGCCUGAGGAGAAGCUUACGUCCUCGUCCUCCGUAGGCGGCGCGUGGAGACUUGUGAUUGUUACGGCGAGUUUAGAUGGGGUGAUUAGGACAUUCCAUAAUUAUGGACUGCCACAUAAAUUGUAGAAAUGUAGAGGUUUCGAUUGUAAUUUCGAAAACAUAAAAAUGAUUUAGAAAUUAGUAAAGCUGACAUGUGGAUACCAUUGUGGGCAACGUAAAACAACUGUUAAAAAUAAGAUUUUAAUGUAAAAAUAUUUAAAAGUAAAUAUUUAUUUCGUUUUUAAUU